GCUCGGCGGGGCCGCGGCCAUGGCUUCCGGCGGCUGGCGCUGGGCUCGGAAGGCGCUGGCUGCCGGGCGUCCGCUGUUCCGGGGCCGCGCGCUGCUCGUCACCAACACGCUGGGCUGCGGCACGCUCAUGGCCGCGGGCGACGGCGCGCGGCAGGCCUGGGAGGUGCGCGCGCGGCCGGGACAGAGCUUCAGCGCGCGGCGCUCAGCCAGCAUGUUCGCGGUGGGCUGCAGCAUGGGCCCCUUCCUGCACUUCUGGUACCUGUGGCUGGACCGCCUCGUCCCCGCCGCUGGCCUGCGCAGCCUCCCCAGCGUGAUGAAGAAGGUCCUAGUGGAUCAGGUGGUGGCGUCCCCCAUACUGGGCGUCUGGUACUUCCUGGGCCUUGGCAGCCUGGAGGGCCAGACCCUGGAACAGAGCUGGCAGGAGCUGCGGGACAAGUUCUGGGACUUCUACAAGGCUGACUGGUGCGUCUGGCCAGCUGCUCAGCUGGUGAACUUCCUGUUCAUCCCGUCACAUUUCCGAGUCACCUACAUCAACGGGCUGACGCUGGGCUGGGACACGUAUCUCUCCUACCUGAAGUACUGGGCCCCUGAACCCCUUCCGACUCCAGGCUGUGCGGACUGAACAGGAAGC
Molecule: messenger RNA, 631 nt
Organism: Peromyscus eremicus (cactus mouse)
Lineage: Eukaryota; Metazoa; Chordata; Mammalia; Rodentia; Cricetidae
Gene: Mpv17l2
Product: MPV17 mitochondrial inner membrane protein like 2
Exons: 5
Coding region: 20-622 (200 amino acids)
Biological process (GO): mitochondrial ribosome assembly
Cellular component (GO): cytoplasm; membrane
Source: RefSeq, a predicted model, not a curated record